Molecule: messenger RNA, 1053 nt
Organism: Quercus robur (English oak)
Lineage: Eukaryota; Viridiplantae; Streptophyta; Magnoliopsida; Fagales; Fagaceae
Exons: 3
Coding region: 1-1053 (350 amino acids)
Source: RefSeq, a predicted model, not a curated record
AUGGCUGAUGGUUGGACAGAUACUAGACAUAGGUCAUUGAUUAAUUUCCUUGUUUAUUGUCCUAGGGGAAUGGUAUUUGUAAAAUCAAUUGAUGCCUCAGAGAUUGUGAAAAGUACCAGAAAUUUGUUUAAAUUGUUUGAUGAAGUAGUUACAUGGGUUGGUCCAAAAAACAUAGUUCACAUGGUUACUGAUAAUGCUUCCAAUUAUGUAUCUGCUAGUAAAUCGUUGUGUGAAAAGUAUAAAACUAUUAGUUGGUCUCCUUGUGCAGCACAUUGCCUAAAUCUUGUGUUACAGGAUAUGAGAGACAUGCCUCAUGUGGAUAGACUAAAAAAACGUGCAUCCAAACUUACAGUUUUUAUUUAUAAUCAUGUGGCUUUGAUUGCUUGGUUGAGGAAUAGACCUGGUUGGUCAGAUAUUGUACGUCUGGGAGCAACAAGAUUUGCUACUACUUUCCUUUCAUUUGGAAGCAUUCAUGUGCAUAAGCAUGACUUGCAAGCCUUAGUGACUAGCAAGUUCUUUGUGGACAAUAGAUUGGUAAGAGAGUCAAAGGCAAAAGAAGCAGUUUCUAUCAUUUUGGAUAAUUCUUUUUGGGAUGAUAUUAAUGUUCUUGUCAAGAUUUCAUCGCCACUCAUUCGUUUGUUACAGAUUAUUGAUUCUGAUCAAAGGCCUGCAAUAGGAUAUAUGUAUGAGGGCAUGCAUAGAGCACGGUUGGGAAUCAAGAAGAUCUUCCAAAUGAAGAAGCACUUGCUUUACAACAAAAAGUUUAUUUUUGACCCCAUUGAUUUUGCAAGUAUUGACAUAACUAAUUUUUGGGUAUUUGUGGAAGAGGAAGACCCAUAUCUUAAUUAUGAAGAGUUGGAGAAUGCAAUUUAUGAAGAGGGUGCAUAUCCAGCAAGUGCAAAGCCUUCUUCUAAUAUUGAAGAAUCUGUAGAUGAUAGCAGUGAGGUUAAAGGAAUUGAUUUGGGAACAUUUGGACAACCUAUUGGCCCUCCUCCUGGAUUUCCAGGGAAUGAUGAUAAGCAUGAUAACUUUCAUGACAUUGAUGAUUUAUGA